GAUUAGCUAUUAUAUUAAUCAUCCCUAAAAAAAUAAUAAGAAAAAAAUUUCAAUGGCUUUUUGCCUCCUAACAAUUAUUCUAGUCACUUUUGGUCUUCUUUCUUCCUUUGGUUCUUCAUUUGAUCCAAACCCUUUUCAAGAUUUUUGUGUUGCAGCUACUGAUUCGAAUACUCCAGUGUUCGUGAAUGGAAAAUUUUGCAAAGAUCCAAAAUUGGCCACAGCAGAUGAUUUCUUUGUUACAGGACUUAACGUUAGUGGAAAUCCUUUACCAGGAUUGGGAUCGUUUGUAAAUUUAGUCGAUAUAAAUCGUCUUGCAGGACUCAACACUCUUGGAAUUUCACUUAUUCGUAUCGAUUUUGCACCAUAUGGCCUAAUUCCACCUCACACACACCCUCGUGGCACGGAAAUUAUUGUUGUC
Molecule: messenger RNA, 418 nt
Organism: Solanum stenotomum
Lineage: Eukaryota; Viridiplantae; Streptophyta; Magnoliopsida; Solanales; Solanaceae
Product: germin-like protein subfamily 1 member 7
Exons: 2
Cellular component (GO): cell wall
Molecular function (GO): manganese ion binding
Source: RefSeq, a predicted model, not a curated record